Messenger RNA from Cicer arietinum (chickpea), 2059 nucleotides. RefSeq names its product exocyst complex component EXO70H1. Gene Ontology annotation, cellular component: exocyst. Gene Ontology annotation, molecular function: phosphatidylinositol-4,5-bisphosphate binding. Lineage: Eukaryota; Viridiplantae; Streptophyta; Magnoliopsida; Fabales; Fabaceae. Gene Ontology annotation, biological process: exocytosis. The record is from RefSeq and is a predicted model, not a curated record.
CUAUAUAACCACCCUCUCUCACUUAUCACACAACAAAUUUCUCAAUAGUUAAGCAUACAAAACUAUAUUACUACACAAUAUUUUCUUUGAAAUAACAAAAAUGCCUAGAAAAGGAAUGAGAAGCAUAUUCUUCCAUCAAUCACUUCCUUCUGAAUCCACGUCAUCAAAAUUCCCACCUCCCUCUCCUGUACAGACUUUCUCAGACUCCUUAAUGCAAGAAAACAUCGAAACCGCGGAAUCACUUAUAACAAAAUGGGAUUAUUCAAACACGAAUCACCAAUCCAAAUUAUUUAGCCCUCUUUUCAGCGGCGAAACUCGCGAAGAAGCCAAACAGUACCUUAACGCUGUUAAAGGACUACAAUCCGCUAUGCAGUACCUUGUGAAACGUGAUUCCACUUCUAACUCACUCGUUCGAGCUCAAUUCUUAAUGCAACUCGCUAUGAAAACACUUCAAAAAGAGUUUUACCAAAUACUAUCAGCAAAUAGAGAACAUUUGGAUCCUGAAACCGUUUCAAAUUCUAACCGUUCAUCAACCGAUCGUAGAAGCAGUGUCUCCGAUUACGAAGACGAAAUUUCCGACGACGAGUUUCGUGUAGCCGGAAAUACAAUCUCCGAAACGGAAAGAGUUUCCAUGCUUACUAUGGCGGAUUUGAAAGCUAUUGCUGUUUGCAUGAUUUCGACUGGAUACGGAAAAGAGUGUGUCAAGGUUUACAUCGUUAUGAGAAAAUCGAUUGUUGAUGAAGCACUUUAUCAUCUCGGAGUUGAACGAUUGAGUUUCUCUCAGAUUCAGAAAAUGGAUUGGGAAGUGAUUGAGUUGAAAAUCAAGACGUGGUUGAACGCUGUAAAGGUUGCCGUUGGAACUUUGUUUCACGGCGAAAGGAUUCUCUGCGAUGAAAUUUUUGCCGCUGCUUCAGGGAAGAGAAUCGCGGAAUCGUGUUUCGCGGAGAUAACUAAAGAAGGUGCGGCUAUGUUGUUUUCUUUCCCGGAAAUGGUGGGAAAAUGCAAGAAAACGCCUGAGAAAAUGUUUAGAACUCUUGAUUUAUACGAAGCUAUGUUUAAUCACUGGAUACAAAUUCAAUCCAUAUUCUCGUUUGAAUCAACGGCUAACGUCCGUUUACAAGCCGUUACGUCGUUGGUGAAACUCAAAGAAGCCGUUAGAACAAUGUUAACGGAUUUCGAAACAGCUAUUCAGAAAGACUCUUCUAAGAAACAAGUCCCUGGCGGUGGGGUCCACCCGCUAACUCGCUAUGUCAUGAACUACAUCACUUUCCUCGCCGAUUACAGCGGCGUGCUUACUGAUAUCGUCGCCGAUUUGCCGCAAUCUCCGUUGCCAGAAUCUUACUAUCGAAGCCCUGUGCGCGGCGAGAAUCAGAAAUCUUUGGAGAUAUCGGAGAAAAUCGCGUGGCUUAUACUUGUUCUUCUCUGUAAACUUGACGGAAAAGCAGAGCUCUGUAAAGACGUAUCGCUUUCUUAUCUUUUCCUCGCUAAUAACAUGCAAUACGUCGUCGUUAAGGUUCGAAGAUCAAACCUAGGGUUUAUUCUCGGUGAAGAUUGGUUAACGAAUCACGAAUUGAAGGUUAGAGAGCACGUGUCGAAAUUCGUACACGUUGGAUGGAACAAAGUAUUUUCGACGUUGCCGGAAAAUCCAACGGUGGAGAUACCGUUGGAGCAAGUUAGGGCUAGUUUCGUGAACUUUCACAAUGCGUUUGACGAAGAGUGUAGAAAACAGUGUUCGUGGAUUGUUUCUGAUUCGAAACUGAGAGAUGAAAUCAAAGUCGCGAUAGGUUCGAAGCUCGUGGGGAAGUAUGGUGCGUUCUACGAGAAGAAUCGGGUCGGGUCGGAGUCGGUUAUAAGAUAUAAACCGGAAUAUAUAGAGAAUUGUUUGUGUAACAUUUUAUAUGGGGUUGGAGAUUCGGGUAGUAUGUCGUCAUAUUCUUCGUCGACGACGUUGUUUUCUCGUGGUGGCUCUAGUCGCCGGUGAAGUUUUGCAUAGUUUUGCAUGAUUUUUAUUAAACAUUUUAAUUAUAAUAUUGAUUUAAAAUAUAUGUUUUAAUUGAUU